This is a messenger RNA of Ceutorhynchus assimilis (cabbage seed weevil), 4107 nucleotides long. NCBI's taxonomy places the organism in Eukaryota, Metazoa, Arthropoda, Insecta, Coleoptera, Curculionidae. The record is from the annotation of a GenBank genome assembly.
CUCUACUACGUGUUGAAUAGAACCACAGAAUUGCCAAACCCAGCUCUAGUGGAAUCUGUCAAUUGUCAUUAUGCUGAACAUGUGUUUUAUCCACACGAUCGUGACUGGAAAUGAACAUGUGUUUUUUAUAUGUUCUUCAGCAAAUUGUUCGUUUUGUAAACGUUUAUUUCUGUAAAAAAUCCUUGUAAAAUACUUUGAGAAAACUAACAGCAGAAUCAGUCAAUCAUAGAACAUGGACAAUAUGAAUGUUACUACAAAAUGUAUGACUUUAUCCCCCGGAGAAUUAGCCAAGCUUGGUGUUGAAUUAGACUCUUUGGCACCUACUGCAAAUGCACAUCCGAAAAAUGAUAAUGUGGCACACGCUAUCGAAACACCAGCGACCACAUCGCAAGAUCAAAAAACCUACGGCAUUUAUUCAAAAGUUGAAAUGGAAAGGGAAUCGAACUCUUUAAUUAUGAAUAAUUCUAGUAAUGACGAAAAUGAUGAUAUUCCGAUUAAAGUUUUAACGCAAACUUCAUUGAACGAUUUCAUUACAAAUACAGACAGUCAAAAGAAGCUUGUCAGUGAUAAAAUGGCAAUACAAAAGAGAAAACCUGGAAGACCCAAACUGAAUGGUACUAAACAAGACAAUUCCAAUGGAAGAAAAAGACAAAUCAAUAAACAUAUUGCUAGUUCAGAUAGUGACUCAGACAUUCCAUUAUCUAAAAUAUUGAAAAAUAGUGAUGGCAAAAUUGAAACAUGUAGUACGUCUGAAAAGACUAAUAUAACAAUUGAUAGUAAUUCAAUAAAACAACCUGAUUCAUUGGUAAAUGAAUCAGUUAGUGAUGCGCCAAAAAAAAAACGCGGAAGACCUAAAAAAAGUGACGUUCCUGUAGUUGUUCCAGUAGAAUCUAAAGAAGAAAUAAUUUUUACAAAAUCCAAAAAAGGCAGACAACGAAAAGAGAUUGAUUAUUCCUUAUUAGAAGAUUGUGAACCUAAGUCCACUAAUAGUUCACCAACUGUCACAAAACCUAGUAAAAAAGUUUCUAAAUACAAAUAUUCAGGCAAUACUACUUUGGCACUUAAACAAAUUUUCUCUUCAUUUGAAGGGAAAAACGCAGAUGAUGUUAGCAUUGAUGAAAGCAAUAGCAGAAAACGAGGUAGACGUGUCAUCAAAGAUGACUUUUCUGACGAGGAAGGAACGGUAACUUGCGCAGUAUGCAGCGAAACUGUGACUAACCAAGAUUGGGCAGACCAUAAACGAAAAGUGCAUUAUAAUUUGGCUUGGAAAAAGGGAGAGACAGCUAUAAACGUAUCUGAUAACUCUGCCAUAAUGAAUGUUUAUGAACAAUUGCGCAAAGAGCAGGGCUUUUUAAAGUGCAAAAAAUGCAAGAAAAAAUGUGCAAAGAGCAAAGAGUUUAUGCUCCAUUUGGAAAAGUGCAAUGAAAUUGUCAAGGCCAAUGGGAUGGUAAUUUGUGCUGUAUGUAAGAAGGAACUUUCUAAAAAUGAAUGGACUUAUCAUAAAUAUAAGGAACAUAAUAAUUUGGCUUGGAGGGAAGGUGACCAAGAACUGAACCUAAAUGAUCAAGAUAUCGUCAUGCGUAUCCUCACCCAACUGUACAAAUCCAAAAAACCUCUACAUUGCGAAAAGUGCAAAGUCCAGAAGAAAUCGGUCGUUGGGUAUUUGUCCCACAAAACUGUUUGCCAAAAAUCCCAGGAAGAAAUGGAAAGCGUUAAAGUAGCUUGUAAAUUGUGCGGUCAAAAAGUGUUGCCCGUCAGCAUGGAUUAUCACUUGAAAGCGCAUAACAAACCUGAAUGGCCGAAACAGAUUUCAGCUUCUGAUUAUUUCAGUGUUGAUGUUGGAACUGGAGGAAAAAGAAAAGCAGCUACAAGGGCUUUAAAUGUAAUAAAAUCAAUUAAAGGCGUAAAUAGUUCAAAGUAUUACACUGAACAAUGUGAUUUUGAGGAAAGUUGGGUUCUAAAACGACUAAGGAAGAAAUACACAGAUAUCGACCAAGUAUUUUGUAUAUUCAACAACAACAAUUGUGAAUUUAAAAGUGAUUCUUUAGAAAAUUUGAUUCACCAUUUAAAUAGUUGUGAAAACAAACCAGAACAAUAUUUUGUGUGUAAAUUAUGCUUAGUUUGGACUAGGGAUGAAGUGGAAAUUGAAAAUCAUGUCAAAAUAGAUCAUAAUAAAGUGAAUGUUGAUAAUGAUGGGGAAUUCAAUGAUGUUGGUGUAGAAGAAGAAAAUGAGUCUGAUGUAGAUAAAUUUGAGGACGAAUUAUUGAAAGAACAACACAAAUUAAGGCAAAAUAGGAAACAGUUGUUGACUGGCACUAGUCUUGUUCACAAAGUAAAACCUAUAUUUUUGGUUUAUCCCAUGAGGGAGCAAAAAUCGCUUUUUUAUCCACAAGCCUACCCAUGGAUGAUGAAUUUCUGUGAAAAGCGCUAUAGUAAUUGUUAUUUGUUUGAAAGUUUUCGAAGUAAAGAGCCUCAUAGAGUGUUGGAUUGUGAUAUUUUGGAUGAAUAUUUACCAAAACUACUUGAAUCCUGUGAUAUUAGUGUUAAGGAGCUUAAUGUAAAUGAUAAAUUAGGUGAUUUAGAGUUUAGAAAAUUAGGAUUGUUUGAAGUUUCAAAAUCUUAUAAAGGAGAAUCGACCAUUUACUGUGGAGGUCCCAUUGCUUGCUUAGCCUGGUUGCCAACUCCAUUUCAAGCAGAAAUUUACGAUCAAAUUUUAGCUGUGUCUGUUAUAAAUCAUCCUGAAAAAGAAUAUGCUGUAGGCGAAACGUAUUCAGAACCUUCAGUUAUACAAUUUUGGAAUUGUGGUCAGGUGCAUUGGCAAAAGGAUGAUGACUUCAAUCCUUAUCUAUUAUUUGGUUUGGCUUUGAGCACAGGUCCAAUAUGGCAUAUGGAAUGGUGCCCUUCUGGCUGUUUAGACCUAGCUAAUAAUGACAAAUUAACUUGUAGAUUGGGUUUAUUAGCUGUGGCAACUUCAGAUUCUUACGCUUAUAUUUAUUCUAUCGAUAAUAUCAAAGAGGAAAACGAUAAGGGACUAAUCUACAAAUGCGAACCUUCAGUUAAACUACAACUAGAAAAUGUUAAAACCUCCACUAAUUAUUACGCCACAAAAAUCUCAUGGACAAAAGCCAAAGAUCAUAGGUACAUUGCUGUGGGUUAUUCAAGCGGUAUAGUUGCCAUAUUUGACUUACUGUCAUCGUCAACGCUAUGGCAGAAAGAGAAUCAAGAAGGCACCCGAAUUAUUUUACCAUACCUAACGUUUCAGGCGCACGUUUCAUGCGUUACCUCAUUAUCAUUGUGUCAUUACGGGGAGGGUAAUCGAUGGUGCUUUACAACUGGACUUGAUAAAGUCACUACCUUUUGGGAUCUCUCUAAUAUGACUAAACAAAUGACCAAUAAGAAAUACGGAGUGUCCGAUGGACAAUUUUUAACUCAGUGGCCUGUUGCUUUGUGCGCCGAAGACGAAACAACUUUUAACGAUACUGUUUCCGCCCACUCGUUUAUCCGACCAAUAAGAGAAGUCUUGAGCUCAGAUUUUUGCUGCUUCACCAACUCACCUUCUGGAAUUAAAUCAGUGUCAUUCAGUGAUUGGUUGAAUUUGAUUUUGCAUGGAAGCAAUGCUGGAGAAGUUAUGGGACAGUUUUCUCACAGGAUGUUUUUCAAUAUUGAUAAGAAACAAUUUAAGAGUAACUAUGUGAAAUGUAUAUUUUCCAUUGCCAAGCUGAUAAGUAAAAAUAAUGACACAAAACCUCCUCUUUGUAGUACAUUUGAAGAAGCCAGAGAACAUUAUGGGAUUGUUUUUACUGAUUAUAAUUCGGAUAAACUUUCCAACAUCCCAAAUACGCGAACGAACAAUUUGACAAAAGUCUCCUUGGAAAAAUUGAAUAUUCACAAUUAUCCUUUGCAAGCGGUAACAAAAGUAGCAGCCAAUCCGAACCCCCAAGCAUGUACUUAUUGGGCUUCGGGUUACCAGGCAGGUUUUAUAAGGAUCCGGCAUAUAGAGGUUUUGAAAAAGUAUUUUAAUCCGACGAUUUUUGUAAACUAUGAUUUUUCAAAAACUAUUUGAAAGUAUUUGUAAGGCAUGAAGAAAGUAGAAAUAAUGUAAAUAUA